CAUGAAGUCGAACAAACCUAUGGUCGCUGUUUGUUGUCGCGUGACCAGAAGCUGUCACAUGACAGUCAUAUGACCGGGUGUUUGUGAGAUGGCUGCGUCGCGCGAGCACCGGUCUCUUCUGAAUGAAGAUGACGAUGAAGAUGAUGAAGGUGUGUUGGAGAGCAUGAGCCCGCUGUGUGAUCCGCGUCACCUGCUGCACCGGAUCGUGGUUCUGUGCUUCAUGUGUUUCCUGGGCUUCGGAAGUUAUUUUUGCUAUGACAACCCGGCUGCUCUUCAAACUCAAGUCAUACAGGAUAUGAAUCUGAACACAGCUUCUUUCAUGCAGUUGUAUGCGUGGUACUCGUGGCCAAACGUGGUUCUGUGUUUUCUUGGUGGGUUUCUGCUGGACAGGGUCUUUGGCAUCAGGUGGGGAACGAUAAUCUUUGCAUCAUUUGUGUUAUUAGGACAGAUCAUAUUUGCUGCUGGUGCACUGGUCAAUCAUUUCUGGCUGAUGGAGGUCGGACGCUUUGUUUUUGGUAUUGGUGGAGAGUCAUUGGCUGUGGCACAGAACACAUAUGCAGUUAACUGGUUUAAAGGCAAAGAGCUCAACCUGGUGUUCGGUCUUCAGCUCAGCAUGGCCAGACUGGGCAGUACAGUAAACAUGAAUGUCAUUGGUUGGGUAUACAGUCGUAUUCAGAUGAUGGUGGGCUCAGCCGGAUACACCACACUGGGAAUAACACUCAUGAUCUCGGCGUCCACGUGUCUCUUCUCACUCAUAUGUUCACUGGUUCUGGGUUUCCUGGACAGAAGAGCAGAGAGGAUUCUUCACAAGGAGCAAGGAAAAACCGGAGAAGUGAUCAAGCUUACAGAUGUAAAGGAUUUUCCGCUUUCUUUAUGGCUUAUCUUCAUCAUAUGUGUGGGAUAUUACGUGGCCAUCUUUCCAUUUAUUGGACUCGGCCAAGUCUUCUUCAUAGAGAAGUUCAGUUUCACUCCUGUCCAGGCCAGAGCCAUUAACAGUGUAGUGUAUAUCAUCUCAGCCCCUGCUUCACCUUUGUUGGGUUUUGUGGUUGAUAAGACGGGCCGGAACAUCAUGUGGGUUCUGUUGGCUGUAGUCACCACACUCUUCUCUCACGUCAUGUUGGCCUUUACCCUCUGGAACCCCUGGAUUGCUAUGUCUAUCUUAGGUUUGUCCUAUUCUCUUCUGGCCUGUGCACUUUGGCCUAUGGUGGCAUUUGUCGUACCAGAACAUCAGCUGGGAACUGCAUAUGGAUUUAUGCAGUCUAUACAGAACUUGGGUCUGGCUCUCAUCUCGAUGGCCGCAGGAACCAUCUUAGAUACCAGAGGAUAUCUCUUUCUCGAGGUUUUCUUCAUUGCCUGCGUGUGUUUGGCUUUGAUCGCUGUGGUCUUGUUGUAUCUGUAUAAUUCUUAUAAAGAUGGAGAACUGAAUCUGUCUGCUUCGUCAAGAGCUCAACGUACUAAAGCUGAGGAUGCUCAACGUCUGCGCCGCCAGCAGCAGUCACAGGAUGAUCAAGAUCAUCUGAAACCUCUGUCUCCAUUUGGCCUGCGCAACCGUUAUCUGUCCAGACUGGGUGUUCAGAUACCAGACCAUUGCUGUCCACAUCUGUCUUCACUGGCCUACAGAAGUGUCCUCAAAUGAGUCUCAACGCCUUUCUAUUUGCCCUUUUGCACUUUAUUCUUCAACAGGCCUGCCUCUAUAGUAAACUCACAGAAUGCUGUUACAUUUAAACACUGCCUAAAUCUAUGUAAAAUUAUUAGCAGGAAUAAGAGUACAUUUAAUAAAGUUUUUUUCAUGCA
Misgurnus anguillicaudatus (oriental weatherfish) is the source of this 1794-nucleotide messenger RNA. The record is from RefSeq and is a predicted model, not a curated record. NCBI's taxonomy places the organism in Eukaryota, Metazoa, Chordata, Actinopteri, Cypriniformes, Cobitidae.